This is a messenger RNA of Oncorhynchus masou masou (cherry salmon), 3251 nucleotides long. Its product is annotated as major histocompatibility complex class I-related gene protein-like. Lineage: Eukaryota; Metazoa; Chordata; Actinopteri; Salmoniformes; Salmonidae. Gene Ontology annotation, cellular component: external side of plasma membrane. Bases 2061 to 3080 code for a protein of 339 amino acids. The transcript is spliced from 2 exons. The record is from RefSeq and is a predicted model, not a curated record. Gene Ontology annotation, biological process: immune response.
GCAAGAGUAGUGAACAUUUCUGAAUCAUGUGCAAACUGUCUGUCUUUUUCAUUGUUCUUUCCUUUUACACCAUAGUCAACGCAGGAGAAACACCUGUCUCCGGGUUACAUCUUCAAACUAAUGGAAACUGUGGUAUGGCAUUCCUGACAGGGAGACGCGUCCAUCAUGCAUGAUGAUGUAUGCAGGUAAGAUAGUCUAGCGUUAGCUAGCUACAUUUUCAGAUAUUACAUAUUUCUAAUUUUGACAGAAAGUGGUUUCAUUUCAAGCAAAAGUGUACUGUUAGCUAGCUAACUUCAACUGGCUGGCUCCCUGGCGGAGGUUAUUAUUAGUUUCCCAGAACUGUUUGCUUUUCUAGUUAGAGCCUAUGUUAGACAUUGUUGGCACUUUGUUCGUUGUUUUUUAACUAGCUAAUGUUAGCUGGCUGGCUCGUUAGCUAACGUUACGUGACGUGUGUACAACACCCUUCGAAUAUGGCCGGUGUCAGUAAACGUCUGCAACAAAAGUGUAAUGAAAUUGUUGCCAGAAGAGCUGGUUAGGCUGUUUUCAUGGUAUCCAGAGGAAAAAAAAAGUCGGCCAGAGCGUCAAGUGUGGGCUCCGAGAGCGAAAUGAGACGGGUGGGUCUUACAUGUUGUGUCACGACUUCGGUUCCUCUCCUUGUUCGGGCAGCCCUCGCCGGUCGGCGUCGCCGGUCUUCUAGCCAUCAUCGAUCCAUUUUUCAUUUUACAUUUGUUUUGUCUUGUUUUCUCACACACCUGGUCUCAAUAUCCCUCAUUACAUGUUGUGUAUUUAACCCUCUGUUCCCCCCAUGUCUUUGUGCGGAAUUGUUUAUUGUAAGUGCAUGUGCAUGUUUUCUCUGAUGCGCGACGGGUUUUGUACCCAUUUAUUUAUUUUUUUCCGGUGGUUUUAUGAAUAAAACUGCUCUAUUGAUUACCCAGUUUUGCUCUCCUGUGUCUGACUUCCCUGCCGCCAGUUACGCACUCCCUUACAAGUUGAUCAACUUUCAAAGCAAAAUUACUUUCCCAUUGUUCCUCAAAUGCAGUGUAUGAUAUGCCAUUUUGUAGCUCUGAGUCUCUACUUUUACCCAAUGUAAAAAACAUUGCUACUUAAGACAAAAUCCAGGUGGUGAGUCACAACUGUAGUUAUUGACAUAGUAUUGCUCUGUUCAAUAUUCUCUACAUAGAUAGUACUCUAAAUGCUCCAAUUCAUGUUGUUGAGUUGAAAAGAAUUCAAGAUCAAUUUGCUGACACCAGGCAUCUGCACAGAUCGGGCUCUACCUGUGCAGAGCACUUGCCCCUUUCUCUUCCUGUCUCCAAAGUGUCCUGCCCUUUUGGGUGGCAAUAAUAUCCCCACAUUUUUGUGGGGUUUGUAGAAAUGUGUUGUCAUUGUUGUUCGGUCAUUGUUGUUCGGACCCACUGUCCGCAAGUCGUCAAGUUUAUCCCCCCUCACCCCCUACCCCUUCCAUUGGUUGCACCUGUUGACAUGCCCUGUACAGAGCUUGCACACAUCCCUGGUUGUACAUUUUUCCCCCCAGUCUGCCCUGCACAGAAAUGGCGCGCCCAGUAUCCAAAUGUGCAUGACCUGAUAGAUGCGGUCACCGGUCAAGGAUGUGUAGCCAACUACCUAGUUCAAAUAUCAACAGUACUGCCACAGCAGCAUAACAUUUAAUUAUCAUUGAUAACACUUAAUUUAGCCUACAUCAUUAUCAAUAUUCAGUCUGAUUGGCUGAUACAGCAGAGAGAGAGGCAUAAAGACAUAGAGGUAAAUCACAAUCAGUGUAAAAUAGAGUUUUUGAUUUACAUCAAUGAUCAGCUGAUAGCCCAACCUCUUUUCCCAAUCAUGUCUUUUGGAGGCACUAACUAGCUUGGAGGCACUAACAAGCUUGCUAGCUCACUGAUAGUGAGUGAGUAUUGUUUUUUACAUUUUGAACGCUUUGUUCCCCCUGAAAAGUCUGUGCACGGCCCUGCCUGGCACCAUGCAAACCAAUGAGUGUUUAGAACUUUAAAGCCAAUUAUCUCAAAAUCAUAUUUUUGCAGAUAAAACCUUAUUGUCCCAAGCUCUCAAUGUCCAUAACUGUGGAUAAUAUCACUCCUCUUUCAGGUUUAGGAUCACAUUCUCUGUGGGCACUUGCAACACACAUCAUCGGAGAGACACCUUUCCCUGAGUUUACAGUUGUGUUGAUGUUAGAUGAUGUUCAAGUGGGUCUCUAUGACUCCAACAUGAAAGCAUUUAUCUCCAGUGGACUUAACCCAACGGACAAAAUACAUGAUGACCUAGCUCAGGACGGAGGUUAUGUAUUUGGAACUAUGUACCAGAGCAUUAAAGAGAGAUCCUUUCAGCUAAAACACCACUUAAAUCUCACAAGAGGUGUUCAAGUUCAGCAAAGAAUGGCUGGCUGUGAGAUGUUAGACAAUGGUGAACCAGCCAUGAUCAUGUCAAAGAACACUUUCAAUGCCAUUCAUACAGAUCGAACGUUAUAUUACAACAUGACACAUCUUACAUAUGAUGCUGGGAAACUACUACCAGGAUGGGAUGCGAUGAGGAAAGAAUAUCUUAGAAUACUUUUUGAAAAAGUUUUCCUUCCCAUUUGCAUCAAAACAAUGAAGACAAUCCUGAAGAGAGAGAAGAACGUUGUGAUGCGUAAAGUUCCUCCCAGACUCAGGUUGAUAAAGAAAGAGGUCUCUGGAGGGUUCCAGUUAAGCUGCUUGGCGUUUGGUUUCUACCCUCGCCACAUCAACAUGACCCUGCUGAGAGACGGCCAGCCAGUGGCAGAACAGGAGCUGACAGGGGGGGAGGUUCUGCCUAGCGGAGAUGGGAACUACCAGCUGAGGAAGAGUCUGGAGGUCAGUACUGAGGAGCUAAAGAAGAGACACUACACCUGUACUGCCUCUCACCUCAGUCUGGACAACAAGCUGGAUUUCAGUUGGGAGUCUGGGGCAGAGAGAGUUCACCUAUCCACCCUCUCAGCUCUACUGGUGAUGCUGCUGGUUGUUAUUCUAUUCAGCAUUUUCAUUUGUGUCAAAAGGUGGAGAUGCACCGCAUCACAGGCAUUGGUCACAAGUUGCCAACAUGGAGGACAUUAACCUGUCUUCAGAUUCUGUAACAUAAUGGACAGAUCAUAAUUUACUGGGGGAGGAUUGGUCCAAAAUAAGGGAGGCUUUGUCAAUCUUAUUUUUUGUGUGUGUUUUUUUUUGCUUUGGGGAGGGUUGUGUGUUUUAUUUUAUUUUAUUGGGCACAGGGGAGGGUAAUGUGUU